CACCUUGUGGAAGACUAUCCAUCCUACAAAGCCCUUUGAAUACAAGUAGCUUGCGACGCAGUUCUGGCAUUUCAUUCUGUCAAUCCAGGACUAGAGGCAUUCAGUUGUAAGGACACGAGGAAGAGACCCAGGCAGAGACAUCGACCAUUUAUAGCGCAAUUUAGAGCUACCUGAGCGGAAUGGCUUCUAAGACACCUGCUUUACUAUUCCGCCUAAAGGCGAGCUUUAUUCUACUUUUGGGAAGUUUGGUUACCGAGGCUGCCCAAGAGCAAGGAAGUUUGUACAUGUGGAUCGAUGCCAACCAGGCUAGGAUACUAAUUGGUUUUGAAGAGGACAUUUUAAUUGUGUCAGAGGCAAAAAUGGCCCCAUUUACUCACGACUUCAAAAAAGCACAACAGAGGAUGCCAGCAAUUCCUGUCAAUAUACACCACGUGAACUUCACCUGGCAAGCAACAGGGCAGGCAGAAUAUUUUUACGAGUUCCAGACCCUUCGCUCUCUAGAUAAAGACAUCAUGGAUGAUCCAGUCGUCAACGUUCCUUUACUUGGCUCAGUGCCACACAAGGCCUCAGUGGUUCAGGUGGGCUUUCCCUGCCGAGGCGAUCAGGAUGGCGUAGCUGCCUUUGAGGUCACCAUACUGGUCAUGGAUGGCGGUGGCAACGUCAUCCUGAGGACUCCACACAAUGCCAUCUUCUUCAAAACCUGCCAGAGAGCAAAGUGUCCCGGUGGAUGUCGCAAUGGAGGCUUCUGCAAUGAAAGACACGUCUGUGAAUGCCAAGAUGGUUUCUAUGGGCCACACUGUGAGAAAGCCCUGUGCUCCCCGCGGUGUCUUAAUGGGGGCCUGUGCAUGAGCCCCGGCGUGUGCCUCUGUCCGCCCGGCUACUACGGCGCCAGCUGUGACAAAGCAAACUGCACCACCACCUGUCUAAAUGGGGGGACCUGCUUUCACCCUGGAAAGUGCAUUUGCCCCACGGGCUAUGAGGGAAGCCGUUGUGAAAUCAGUAAAUGUCACCAGCAGUGCAGAAACGGAGGCAAGUGCAUGGGGAGGAACAAGUGUAAAUGCAGCAAAGGAUUCCAUGGAGAUCUGUGCUCCAAGGCUGUCUGUGAGCCCAGCUGUGGAGCACAUGGGACGUGUGAGGAGCCCAACAGGUGCCAGUGUAAGGAGGGCUGGCAUGGACGUCACUGCAACAAGAGGUACCGAGGUGGUGCAGCCAACAGUCACCGAUCAUCCAACCCCAAGAUGAGGCCGCAUGUGGCAUCAACCAAGGAAUCCAAGGACACCACUGAUACCAGUCAGCCUGCGGAGUCCAAUUAUGUAGUAUGAGCAUUUCAACUUGCUGCUGCUGACACACACACACACACACCCUCCACACACACACACACAUACACACACAAACACACAUAGAAAAAGACGCAUGCACACACAACUCCUCACACUCCUUGAAACAGCCUCGCCCAUUGUAAGGAUUCACCAUUACCAUGGUGAUGCCAGUCUGACUCAUAGGCACCCUGUGGGAUGUUGAACCGCUGCCUCUUACCAUAAACCAUGCAGUGGGCCAGUCUUUCAUCUCCCUCUAGUAGCGCUUCCCCUUCAUUUAUGGUAAAUCCAUCUGAAAAGAGUUAGUACAGAGCUGUGCAGGUGCUGCUUUGAGACUGGUAGGGAGUUUCCUUAGGGCCUCCAAAACACAGCUUGUAGGCCCACUGGGUGAAAGCUAAAUAGGACUUACUGUUGCUAUUCUGUGGGUUCAUCCCUUGUGAUGUUUGUUGCCCUUGAGUCAAUGAGUUAGGAAGUGAAUGAGCAGCCAUGGAAUGUAUUACAUUUCAAAAGCAUUCCUUUGCUUUGCUUUUUGUCAAGUGAUCAACCAUUGUAAUUGUCUGUGUAUGACUAAUAGGCAUAUGUCUUUUUUUAUUAUUUUGUUCAAGUGUCAGAGAUGGCAUAAAUGGAGAACAUUAUGGUGUAAACCCACAUUUAUAAAUUUAACAAAAGCAAAAACACCCAGCUGAAUGACUCAAAUUACUGGCAUACAGUAGUUCCCCUUAGUUUGUCCUGAAGCCUUUUCACAUACUCCUCAAAUACUUUAAAGAGAAGCUAUGUAGUACAUACAUGCCAGAAGAGAAGAAUUCAGUUACCUGUUGCUAAUACAAAGCUCCUUUGGCAACCAGUAGGCUAGUCAUUACAUCCUGCUGGGCCUAGCUGAUGGGAUUUCUGUAAUCUUUCUUAGAAACCUCAACUCACAUAGAUACCAGUCACUUACACUGGCAAAUCUCUAUUACACAACUGCCUUAAUUUUCAGUACAAAUACUGUAGCUUGUUAGCUCUAUAUUUGUCCAGGUGAUUUUUCAGAGUAUUUAUCUUUUCAUAUAAUUUUAUGUGAAGCUGAAAUAUAUCUUGAUAGUUUCAUAUUAGAGGGCAUUGAAGAAGUACUUUGCUUACAUUAUAGUGUCAGAUAAUGAACAUUUAGUACACAAAUCUUAACAUUUGAGAUUUUCACUCCACUGUAAUUAAUGUAUAACUGA
Alosa sapidissima (American shad) is the source of this 2515-nucleotide messenger RNA. It is a transcript of the gene wif1, whose product is annotated as wnt inhibitory factor 1. Lineage: Eukaryota; Metazoa; Chordata; Actinopteri; Clupeiformes; Clupeidae. The transcript has 10 exons. The coding region runs from base 180 to 1322 and encodes 380 amino acids. Gene Ontology annotation, cellular component: cell surface; extracellular region. The record is from RefSeq and is a predicted model, not a curated record. Gene Ontology annotation, molecular function: signaling receptor binding. Gene Ontology annotation, biological process: anatomical structure development.